Saccostrea cuccullata (small rock oyster) is the source of this 1986-nucleotide messenger RNA. RefSeq lists its product as uncharacterized. The transcript has 3 exons. NCBI's taxonomy places the organism in Eukaryota, Metazoa, Mollusca, Bivalvia, Ostreida, Ostreidae. The record is from RefSeq and is a predicted model, not a curated record. The coding region runs from base 11 to 379 and encodes 122 amino acids.
UCUUCACAAAAUGAACUACAACACUGGCGGAGCUACUGUCCUAUACAUAAUAACGCUGGUUCCGUUUGUGUUUCUGGUCACGUGUAUCAUGAUUGCGUGUUGCUGGGACAAGUGUGGAUGUAAAAAGAAAGCAGAGGCUGGACAGGGACCAGUAAUCAAUGACAGACUUUAUUUUGUAAGAGAUGAAGUGAAUGGAUUAUCAAUAUAUGAUCCGCCACAGUCCCCUACAAUUGACCACAACUUUUGUUACCACGAUCCACCUCCUCCUUAUGACGAGGUCCAAGCUUUAAGUAAGGAAAACAUACCCCACACAGCGUUCAUUAAUCCUUUAACUAACCAAGAGUGGGUGUCAGCGAGUUCUAGUGUACACUGGAUAUGAUUUGAUACCAAAACUGUCAAACAGAUUAUAGCAAUACUAUAUUUACAGGUAUUCAUCAGGGAUUGAGAAAUAUCUAGUGUAUUUUAUAUAGGAAAAUAUGUGUCUAUGUUUGUAUUCUAAUUACGCUUUUGUGAAUUUUCAACUAUUUUUCUGUUCAAAAUGUUUCACUAGUAAUACCAAGGGUAUUUUCUAAAAAUGAUACACACUAUAAAGCUCUUUUUUUGAUACCUAAUUGCUAUGUUAAAUCAUGUUAAAAUCAGUAGAAGGAUCAUUUGAUCCAAAGUUCCUUGACAAAAGCUCCGUCCUCUCAAACUUUCAGUGGUGGAAUCAGGCGCCUAGGAAGAUUUAGCUCCCCCUGUAGAAGGCCGGUCACAUACCCCUAUGCAUUAGGUAGACGAAGCAUACCGUAGUGAACCUCAGUUUAAAACACAAAAGCUGAAUAAUUGAGAUAAAACACCCUCCUACGAUUUUUUUUCUUUAUUUCAUGAUCUUGACAAGGAGCACACUGCGGGUGUGAGCAGUGGGCAGGGGAUGCUCACUGCUCCAUGCCACCUGAUCCUACCUCUGAUGUUUUGGAGGUCCAUGUUUGCUCUGCUCUAUUUUGUAUUGCUGUUUGGACUUUGGAGCUUGAAUACUGUUCGUAUAUAUCUCUAUAUAUGUCAUGAAACAAGUUAGCCAAUACUACGACGUAAAAAUUAUGUUUUAUUUGCUUUCAAGGUUAUUAAAACAACCAUAUAUGUUACGAAAACUCAGUAUUUAAUUUUUAAGGAUGUUAAUGGCAUUAUUGCAGCAUUAACAUAUUUGUCAAUAGCCUGCUUUGGUUUAUAAAAUGAUAAUAUUCGGAGACUGCUCUUUAUCAAAAAUCGAUAAGUUGGGAGAUGUAGACACCAGCAGCAGGUGAUAGCGGGAUAUUACUUCAUAUAUUUAAUUCGUUUAUCAUACAACAAUCAUGCAAUUUAAAUGUUAGUUGGUCCUUUUUGUCUAUAGUCAUUAUAAAAUUCUAAUCUAUGUCUGGUAAAGUAAUUCCUUUUGGGUAUUUGCAUGAUUUGGAUACCUGCCAAAACUGAAUUAAAAACCACACAGACAUAUUUAUAUUGAGAAAAACCCUAUAUAGCUUAAUAUCCUUUUAAAAAGGGCUUCAUUGUUCAGCAAAUUGUAAGGAAGAAGUAAUUGAAGGAAAUGUAAAUAUUUUCCCUCGGUAUUUUAUAAGGAAACUUCCGUGAAUUAUGUUUUUUUUUCAACUUGAAAACAACACUUGUUGUUAUGUAAUUGGGAAAGUUAAUUGUCAAAGUGAUAAGAGUCUAUUUAUUAAUCAGAUGGAGAAUAGUAUUUCCCUUUGUUCACCUUAUACCACUCUGUUUGGGUAUAAUUUUGCCAUCAUUCGAUUUUGAUAUUUAAAUAUUUCCUGAUAAACCUCAUCAUAUAUUGAAUAUAUUAUAUAUUCUCUCGUCAUUAGAAAAUAUUUUCCUUGUUGCCAGAAAAAAAUAAUUACGAAUCAGUCAAGGAAAGAAUCUAUCAAAAUAGUUUCAAAACAAUUUAAAUGAACGAAAAGGCGCUUUUAUCAAGGCUUCAUUGUUAUUUUUUUUUAGACUGAUUAUUCAUUUCAA